AUGGAGGAUGCAAAAGGCAAAGAGUGGAACUCUACAGAGAAGCCAGAGUGUGUGACUCUUAAAUUUGAACCUGUGCCAUUAGAAACUGAACAACAGGCUUCUAAUGAACCAAGCACAUCAGCUUUGCCAAAAACCUCAGUUAAAGCCAUCAAAAGAACUCUGAAAGAAGAAAAAGCUUCCUGUUCACAAAAUGCACAAGGCAGUAAUGGGCAAAAAAGUCAAAAGAUUCCAGUUCCUCCACUACCAGAAAAACUGCCACCCAUUAACCUGGUUCAUCGUGACACUGUGCGGGCCUGGUGCCAAAAAUUAAAACUGAGCUCCAAAGGGCAGAAAUUGGAAGCAUAUAGAAGACUCUGUGAGCAUGCUUACCCAGAUCAAAAGUUAAAGGAUAUUCCUGCCACAGCAAAGGAAGCCAAGGUCCAGAUGUGGUUAAAAAAGAAAUCAAAUGUGUGCGUGGGGAAUAGGCCUCUGAAGACUGAGAAAAGGAAGAUCAGUUCUGCAGAGACUGAUUCUCCUGAAGUGGCUCCUCCCACUGAGGAGAUGGGGGCACCUGCCCUUGAGUAUACUCUCCCAGAGGAAGUUAAUCCAGCACAAGAGACUUGUGGUAUCAGGUGGUGUGUGGUACAUGGAAGAAGUCUCCCUGCAAACACAAAUGGUUGGGUUCACCUACAAUUUCAUGCCAGACAAGUCUGGGUUCCUGAAAAGCCAGGGAGAGUGUGUGCUCUCUUCCUGUUACCUGCCUGCAAUUUUCCACCUCCCCACCUG
Messenger RNA from Chrysochloris asiatica (Cape golden mole), 765 nucleotides. RefSeq names its product developmental pluripotency-associated protein 4-like. The record is from RefSeq and is a predicted model, not a curated record. The transcript has a single exon. Gene Ontology annotation, molecular function: chromatin binding. The annotation marks the transcript as partial. Gene Ontology annotation, biological process: system development. Lineage: Eukaryota; Metazoa; Chordata; Mammalia; Afrosoricida; Chrysochloridae. Gene Ontology annotation, cellular component: nucleus.